Messenger RNA from Lotus japonicus, 4548 nucleotides. Its product is annotated as helicase-like transcription factor CHR28. The record is from RefSeq and is a predicted model, not a curated record. The transcript has 12 exons. Gene Ontology annotation, molecular function: ATP binding; metal ion binding; ATP-dependent chromatin remodeler activity. Bases 242 to 4195 code for a protein of 1317 amino acids. NCBI's taxonomy places the organism in Eukaryota, Viridiplantae, Streptophyta, Magnoliopsida, Fabales, Fabaceae.
CACGAUCAAUCGCUGGUUAUUACUUUUCUUUCCCCUCUCUCUCUUCUCAAUCGACGAAAAGUUGAAUCAUUCACGAACCUUCUCGGAAACCUCCGCUCAAUCCACACCACCACGCCAUCACCGAGUCUUCGUCUUCGUCUUCGCACCCUUUUUCUCCUCCGCGUAGAAUGCGAUUCUUCCAAUUGCUUCAAGAUCAGACGAAAAACGAGUUAGGGUUUUUGAUUACGGUUUAGUUAGCUUGAUGGCGGAUUUGGAAUUCGACUUCCCGCCGGCGCCGUUUCAGGACGGCGCCGCCACCUCCGAUGACGAAAGGCUUGCCAUGGAUCUUGAAUCCAUCCUCAGCGUUCUCGAUGAAGAUCGCGAUCCUUCCGAGAGUAGUCAUGAAGAUUCGUCCUUGAAAAAUGUUUCACCUGGUGAAUAUUGCAUCAAUGAUAAUUUGCUACUUCAGAAUGGGAAUUUUGUGGUUGACCGUGAACAUGAAAACCCGGGAAAUUCAUCACAGUCUUGCUCUUCCCCAAAUGGUUACAAGGGCUCAUUCUCUUUGGUUGAAAGUGAUGAGGUUUACCACCACGGAGAAAGGACAGGAGUUUCUAAAUGUGCCAUACCUGUACACAGGGUGGACGCAAAGGCAAAAUCAAAUUACGUAGCUGUUUACAGAGAUAAUUUGAAUGUGAGUCAGUGGAAGGGUGAAAAUGAUGGCCUAAUCCAGCAUGGAGGAGAUGAUGUAGAAUCUAAAUAUGCUUCACACACCUCUAUCGUUGAGAAUGUUGACGUAACUCUUGACAAUUACGGAUCAUUUUAUAAAGACAUAAUUGAAGAUUCUAUGCAGCAGGAAAAUGACUCCUGUACAUCUUUUGAAAUGCCAUUUAUGGAUGCUGAUAGAUCUACACCUGCUGCAACUCCAAUUGAUUCUACUAUUUUUCAUGGUUCCAAUAUUCCCAGUGAUUUUGGUGCCUACUAUGCAUCUUUGAAUUGUUACCAGGGUAUGGACAAUAGACCUUUUGUUCCCCACACUGAUGGUUGGUUGGCUAAUGGGGGCUGUCCUCAAGUUUGGAAAAAUGAAGAAAUCAUGGGGAACAUAGAGGUUACAAGAAUGGAGUCCUCCCCUGAUUCAACACAUGCGUGUAGUGCCAUGCAUUCCAGCACUACGGGUGGAAUAUCUUUUCAUGAUAAUCAAUUUAUGUUAGCAGACACUGAAUAUUCUUCAUUUUUUCCGGGUAAUGUUCUCAUUGAAAACAGUGCAUCAGUGCAACUUCCCACCGGUGCGUCAUACAUCUCAAGUGAAGGUCCAUCGCUUCAUGUCAAAGCUGAAAGAGAUGAACUGAUUAUGCCGUACCAAUAUUCUUUUCACAGCGAUGAUGUCAAGUUCAAUGCAGGUCAAGAGGUGAAACAAUUACCUGGCAUUUUCCCUUCUAUUGGAUGUCAGAGUUAUGAUUUUGUCAAAGGCGAGGCUAGUGAUACAAUUAUAACAACUGAGAAAGCCAAUUAUUAUGAAGACAUUAUAGAUGAAAGUGCUUAUAAAUUUCCAGGAAAUAUUGGAAAUUUGAAUUCAAAAUCCUUACAUAAGUCUUUGUCUAUUUCCCAGGCACCAGUUGCCACUGGGAAGCAAUAUAGUUUUGCUAUGAGUGAAGAAGAAGGUAAACCAGUCCAUAAUAGAAGUGUUGGUUCUAAAGGAAUUACUGAAACAUCAAAAAUUGAGGAUGACUCUGAUGUUUGCAUAAUUGAACACAUCAGCCACCCUGCUCCAAUAAGUCGGUCUGCAGAACUUGGGAAUCCCCCUAAUAUGUCACGAUCUUCUGGAUCUGGUUAUACCCAACCUCGUAUGGUGGGAGGCACAAGACCAAAGACACGUGAUGAACAAUACAUAUUACGUGUUGCUUUGCAGGAUUUAUCUCAGCCGAAGUCAGAAGUUAGUCCACCAGAUGGGUUGCUGGCAGUUCCUCUUUUACGACAUCAGAGAAUUGCUUUAUCAUGGAUGGUUCAGAAGGAAACAUCAAGUUUAUACUGCUGUGGGGGAAUUCUUGCUGAUGAUCAGGGUCUUGGGAAAACAGUGUCAACUAUUGCAUUAAUAUUAAAGGAAAAGCCUCCAUUGCUUAAUACAUGCAACAACAUACGAAAAAAUGAAUUAGAAGCUUUGAAUUUGGAUGAUGAUGACCCGCUUCCUGAGAAUGGUGUAGUGAAGAAAGAAUCUGAUAUCUGUCAGGACACGUCUAGUAGAAAUUCAAUCACAAGCAUGAAUUUGGCUGUGCAUGCUAAGGGAAGGCCAUCUGCCGGAACCCUGGUUGUUUGUCCAACUAGUGUCCUACGACAAUGGGCUGAGGAGUUGAAUAAUAAGGUAACCUGCAAAGCAAAGCUCUCUGUGCUAGUGUACCAUGGAAGCAACCGAACAAAAGAUCCUUAUGAGCUUGCCAAGUAUGAUGUUGUCCUGACAACUUAUUCAAUUGUCAGCAUGGAAGUCCCUAAGCAGCCUCUGGUUGACAAAGAAGAUGAAGAAAAAGGAAUUUAUGAAGGUCAUGCUGCACCAAGUAAGAAAAGGAAAUGCCCUCCUACUUCGAGUAGAAGUGGCAAGAAGGGAUUAGACAAUACGAUGCUUGAGGCGGCUGCUCGUCCUCUUGCAAAGGUGGCUUGGUUUAGAGUUGUCCUGGACGAGGCCCAAAGUAUAAAGAAUCACAGGACUCAAGUUUCAAGAGCCUGUUGUGGUCUUCGAGCAAAGCGCAGAUGGCUCUUGUCUGGGACUCCCAUACAAAAUUCAAUUGAUGAUCUCUAUAGUUACUUUAGAUUUUUAAGAUAUGAUCCGUAUGCUGUGUACACAUCAUUCUGUUCCACAAUUAAGCUCCCUAUCAGCAGAAGUCCAUCAAAGGGGUAUAGAAAGCUACAAGCCGUCUUAAAGACAAUAAUGUUGCGUAGGACAAAGGGCUCACUUCUUGAUGGUGAACCUAUCAUUUCCUUGCCACCUAAAUCCGUAGAGUUGAAGAAAGUGGAAUUUUCAAAGCAGGAGCGUGAUUUCUAUUCAAGGCUAGAGGCUGAUUCACGUGCUCAGUUUCAGGAAUAUGCUAAUGCUGGAACUGUGAAGCAAAAUUAUGUCAACAUUCUAUUGAUGCUUCUGCGCCUUAGACAAGCUUGUGAUCACCCUCUGCUUGUCAAGCAUUACAAUUCUAACUCUCUGUGGAAAUCUUCAGUUGAGAUGGCAAAGAAGCUUCCUCAGGAGAAACAGUUAUCCCUUGUACGAUGUUUAGAGGCUUCCUUGGCCCUUUGUGGUAUCUGCAAUGAUCCUCCUGAAGAUGCAGUUGUCUCCGUAUGCGGUCACGUUUUCUGUAAUCAGUGCAUUUGUGAACAUCUUACCGGUGAUGACAAUCAGUGCCCUUCUACUAAUUGCAAAACUCGACUGAGCAUGACUUCAGUGUUUAACAAAGCCACCCUAAACAGUUCUCUAUCUGACCAGUCAUGUGAUCAUUCACCUGGUUCUGUGGUGGAGGAAUCUGAGCCUUGUUCUCUUUCUCAGCCACAUGAUUCUUCAAAAAUAAAGGCUGCACUUGAGGUGUUGCAGUCAUUGUCUAAACCACAUGGCCAUACCUCCCCAAAACAUUUUGUGCAAGGCACUUUGAGGGAAAGUACUGACUGCUCUGGGAGCUCCUCUUGUGCUGACAAUGGGAAAUCAAAUGAUUUUUCUGAGAAUCAAAGUGUCUUUACCGAGGGAAGUUCUAAUGAUUCAGUUAGUUCUGUAGGAGGGAAAGCUAUAGUGUUUUCUCAGUGGACGAGGAUGCUAGACUUGCUUGAAGCGUGUCUUAAGAAUUCUUCAAUUAAGUACAGAAGGCUUGACGGAACGAUGUCGGUUAUUGCAAGAGAUAAAGCUGUCAAAGAUUUUAACACACUCCCUGAGGUAUCUGUUAUGAUUAUGUCUUUGAAGGCUGCUAGUCUUGGUCUGAACAUGGUGGCAGCCUGCCAUGUUCUUAUGCUAGAUCUAUGGUGGAAUCCCACCACUGAAGAUCAAGCGAUAGACAGAGCUCAUCGCAUUGGACAGACUCGUCCUGUUACAGUUUUGCGGUUAACUGUAAGGGAUACGGUUGAAGACCGUAUUUUAGCUCUACAGCAAAAGAAGCGAAAGAUGGUUUCAUCUGCAUUUGGAGAGGAUGGAAGUGGUAGUGGUCAAAGCCGUCUUACAGUGGAUGAUUUGAAAUACUUGUUCAUGAUGUGAUUAGUUAUACAUCCUUACAGAUAUAAUUUUAAUUUUUUGAACUGGUGAUUUUUUUUCCCUGGGAGCAGGCGUAUCUAAGUUGUUCUUUUGGUGGCAGCAGAAAAAAACAGCAAAAUUUUCUAACAUGGCCUCUGUUGAUACCUGACAUGAAGAUUGUGUGAAUUGUCUUAAUUGUUCAGAGUGAUCUAGAUGAUUCAGUCGUUUACCCUGAAAUUUUGAGUUAGUCUUUAUUGGAUAAAAUUUUGAGGUAGUCUUAAUUGGAUAUUUGUAUAGGUCGUAGGGAGCAGCAGCAUAGACAGCAACAUAGAAUUUGUUUUGAUUGUAAAUAAUAGAUAACAUUUCUUCUCUUUCAA